AUGGCCGACGAGGAACACCAGCCAGCACGGCCGCCAUUUCCUGGUGGUAGCCUACGGUCGCGACGCGCCACGGGGUCCCCUUCGCCGUACGUGUACUGGAUCCAGCCGGCCACUGUCCUCGCCGCCGAGUACCACUACUUCCACGGCUACGGCGAGGUCGUUGCCGCUCACGUCACCGACCCCGCAUACGAGGUCAGCCUGCCCGGGCUACGCCGCAGUCCUCUCCGGAUACGGGACUUCCCGUCCUACCUGGUCGACACGACGGGCAGCCCGCUGGCCAAGUCCGUCGUCGAGAUGUUCCGGGAACUUUUCGACAGCAUGGACCAGUGGCGGCCUAAGAUAAAGAAGCAUCUCGACGUGUUCGCCGUCGGUCCCAUGGUCGCCGCCGGUGGCUCAUCAAACGAAGAACGGAUCCAUUUGUACAAGCACGACGACGCCGACAAGAAGAGGUACAUGGAGUGGCUCGGAGCUCAGCCGGAGAGGUCGGUGGUGUACGUGUCGUUCGGGAGCAUAGCGAGCUACACCAAGCAGCAGAUCGAGGAGAUGGUGGAAGGGCUCCUGCAGUGUGGACGGCCAUACUUGCUGGCCCGCAGAGACGGGCUCGAGGAGGGUGCACGCCACGUCCUGGAGAACGCCCAGAGAAGCGGCGGCCAUGGGAUGGUCGUGGACUGGUGCAACCAGCCGGAGGUCCUGUCGCACCCGGCGGUCGGGUGCUUCGUCUCGCACUGCGGGUGGAACUCGACGAUGGAGGCCAUGGCCGCCGGCGUGCCACUCGUCGGCGUGCCCAGCAUGUUCGACCAGCUGACGAAUGCGCACUUGGUGGAGGAGGAGCGGGAGAUCGGCAUCAGAGGAGAGCGUAACAGCGAGGGUGUGUUAGCUGGGAUGGAGCUGGCAAGGUGCGUUGAGUUGGUCAUGGGUCAGGUACGAAAGCAAUGGCGAUAA
Messenger RNA from Miscanthus lutarioriparius, 942 nucleotides. The record is from the annotation of a GenBank genome assembly. Lineage: Eukaryota; Viridiplantae; Streptophyta; Magnoliopsida; Poales; Poaceae.